Molecule: messenger RNA, 2415 nt
Organism: Neofelis nebulosa (Clouded leopard)
Lineage: Eukaryota; Metazoa; Chordata; Mammalia; Carnivora; Felidae
Gene: PAIP2
Product: poly(A) binding protein interacting protein 2
Exons: 5
Coding region: 1081-1455 (124 amino acids)
Biological process (GO): negative regulation of translational initiation
Cellular component (GO): cytoplasm
Molecular function (GO): mRNA regulatory element binding translation repressor activity
Source: RefSeq, a predicted model, not a curated record
CAGCAGCACCUUGGCGACGGUUGAGGGUCCCCUGGGUUGUUGGCCACCAAGCCUUGUAUGGCUUCCUUACUCCUUGCGUCUUUCAGUCGGAUCUGAGGGAUGAGCUGGGACCGACUCAGACUCUUUCUUCUUUGAGAAAUGGCCGUCGCUUUUUUUCUCAUUGUCAUUAUUAUUUAUGAUUUGGAUCUCGCAGCACUCUAUCCGGGUCCUCGGUAGCGCGCGAGGGUUGCCGGGAUAGCACUUUCUCGUGGCCUCCUUUCCUCCCUCCACUUUCUUCACCUCCCCUCGGGUACCCUUUUCCCCUGCCCCCCACUGCCGCUUCGGCAACAAAGCUCAUUGUUUCUCCCCAGUUUACGCCUGCGCGUCGCCACGCGCAGCCCAUACUUGCUGCGCGUGCGCGCUCCUCCCGUCGCCGGGGUUGGGGAAGAGAGGGGCGGAGGGACUGGCGGGCUGGCGAGCGUCCGAGGGGAGCUUUCUACAACCGUCCACUGGCCAGUACCUUUCGGAUCUGCUUUCUCCCGUUUCUUCACCUUUCCUUACUCCUUAUUGUUAGUUAUAUUGUUUCCCAUGCUCCUGAUAGAAGGGCUGGAAUCCGUGCUCCGGGAGUAUUGGAAACCAGAUGAACUUUAACGGCCCAUCUAAUCACAUUCCGGUCCUCCUUUUUAAUUUCUCUUCCACUAUAUGCUUACUCCCCACUGCCACUAAAAUUAUAUGGCUUGCGGUGAAGUUUGUUUUUUCAAAACAUUUGUUGAAGCAGCCGGCAGUGGUAUUUUCUGGUGACUCAAAAAGAGGCCUUUUCUGCUUCCUUUUGUUGUCUUGCACUCCCUGAUUUUGCAGCCCCAUCACCUCAUGGAAACCACAAACUCUAGAAAGAAUUUGGCUUUCAGUUUGCCGUGGGAAAAAGUCUAACAGCUGACAGCUUUUGACGUUACAACAGAAGACAAAUUCCCAUUUUCGUGCGCUGGCUAAUCUUGUAGUCUCGUGGCAUGGUUUUUCACAAAUUGCAGUUGAGCAGACACGGGAGAGAAAACCAACUGAGAUUCCUUAGUAGUUUGUUAAAAACGACAACUAACGCCAACCAUGAAAGAUCCAAGUCGCAGCAGUACUAGCCCAAGCAUCAUCAAUGAAGAUGUGAUUAUUAAUGGUCAUUCUCAUGAAGAUGACAAUCCAUUUGCAGAGUACAUGUGGAUGGAAAAUGAAGAGGAAUUCAACAGACAAAUAGAAGAGGAGUUAUGGGAAGAAGAAUUUAUUGAACGCUGUUUCCAAGAAAUGCUGGAAGAAGAAGAGGAACAUGAGUGGUUUAUUCCAGCUCGAGAUCUCCCACAAACUAUGGACCAAAUCCAAGACCAAUUUAAUGACCUUGUUAUCAGUGAUGGCUCUUCUCUGGAAGAUCUUGUGGUCAAGAGCAAUCUGAAUCCAAAUGCAAAGGAGUUUGUUCCUGGGGUGAAGUACUAAAAUAUUUGAGUAGACGGGGCCCUCUUUUGGUGGAUGUAGCACAAUUUCCACACUGUGAAGGCAGUAUUAGAAGACUUAAUUGUAAAAGCUCUCUCUUGUCACUGUGUUACACUUAUGCAUUGCCAAAGUUUUGUUAGUCUUGCAUGCUUAAUAAAAGUGCUGAGACUGUUAUUAAGUAAUAAGCUGUCAAACAUUUACUGAAAAUAGAAUUGGCCCCAUGGCUUGAUGUGAAGACAGCGAGGAAAGAAGCACCAGUCAAGAUGUAACAAAGCGCCAAAUUAAAAUGACCUCUAAAUCUUCGUGAAUUGCCUUUUUUGAGGCUAAACUGGUCCCUUAGCGUUAGCUAACCGUUGUUAAUGUCCAAACUUUUUUUUUUUUUUUAACGAGUAAAUUUAAGUUCAAGUUGUUAGGCAAAUUUCUCAGUUCAGACUUACUAAAUUUGCAUUUGUCACUAUCAAGAAGAAUUUCCGUUUUCUGAAGAAGGCCUUGUUAAUUAAUUUGAAACAAUUCAUUAUAGACAAGUAAGUCUUUGGUUACUGAGGUUAUAAGGUAAUGCUCAUGAUGAGAACUAGCCCUGACUUUUAUGGUAUGUUAUCACAUAAGAAAUGUGAAUCCUCCUAGUGUUAGAUCUGAGGAAGUAUUGCAUCUUCUCAGGUGUCACUGCAUCAUAGCCAUGCCUAUGUGAAGUGCAACAUUUGACCCACCAUAAUCCAAUUGAACAAAGAAAUUGUAACAUGAUUUGAGUGGUGCUUUUCCUUGCUUUGUUAACCAUCACUACAAUGGUCUGCAGCACAACUUUUCUUUUAACAAAGCUAGAACAGUUUUGGCUUCUUAAACUUCAUACUUGGGUAGGUUAAGCUGCCAUACGUGUUCAGUGUGAAUAGUGUUUAAGUUGAAAAUAUUGUAAAAAAAUUAUAUUUUUUCAAAAAUAUUUAAAAAAAUAAAUAAUAGUAGAACCGA